This is a messenger RNA of Funneliformis mosseae, 255 nucleotides long. The record is from the annotation of a GenBank genome assembly. NCBI's taxonomy places the organism in Eukaryota, Fungi, Glomeromycota, Glomeromycetes, Glomerales, Glomeraceae.
AUGGAAAUUACACAAGAAACACCGAAAAUAAAACAAUUACGGUCGUACCUUAACUUACAAAUCAGAAUCACCGCUUCAGACGGUCGUAUAUUUAACGGAAUUUUUAUGUGCAUCGACAAAUAUAAAAAUAUCAUUUUGUCACAAACCGAAGAAGUUCGUGGUGAUGAGAGGAGGUUCGUCGGACUUGUUAUGAUACCUGGAAAACACAUUUUCAAAGCUGAAAUUGAAGAUCUAGAUUCUGAUAUAUAUACAUGA